AUGAUGAGCUCUGCAGGAAUCUACUGUUUAGUCGACAGUCAUCAAGCGAUGUUGGAUGCGGCGCGAAGAGGCCCGGAGAAGAUGGAGUGGGCCGCCGCAAAGGACGCCCUGGUCACGGGUUUUGACAUCCCGGCGACCACCAGCAGUUAUUGCGUAGCUUCCGGAAGGCGCAGCUCGGAGUUGACGUGGAUUUUCUAUAGCAUGCCUUGA
Messenger RNA from Echinostoma caproni, 210 nucleotides. Lineage: Eukaryota; Metazoa; Platyhelminthes; Trematoda; Plagiorchiida; Echinostomatidae. The record is from the annotation of a GenBank genome assembly.